AUGAAUGAGGUGCAAACUCAUUCCACGGAUGCCUCAGUAAGAAGAGACAGGAGGACGCGAUGGACGGAGGAAGAUAAUAUCCUGAUUUUGCGCGUCCAUUUCAUUGCGAAAGACCUGCAACAAAGAGAAGGAAGGAACUAUCGAGAGGUGCUUACACAAAUUUGGAAUGAAAUCAACCCACACAGACAAUCAUAUACGAACCUCCUGUCAAAUAGAGUAAGAUGGCUUCUAGAAAACAACAAGUUUUCCAACCCCGAAUUGGAUACUAUAAAAGAAAGCUUCAUACCAAGGGGAGCUACAGACAAUGAACAAGAUGAGCUUGAGGAUGAUGAAGAGGAGAGAAACGGGUACCAGAUUAGUAUGAGAACGACGAAACUAGAACGCAACCUCCUCAAAAAUAUUUACAAAUAUUAUGGCCUUUCACCGAAAAAUAGACCAAAAAUCCCGAGGAUGAAAGGAUCGAAGAAGCUACUAGAAUGUGUACAGAGAGUGGACCUGUUGUUGGAAACUCAUAUCACACCAAACACAACCCUACAAACGAUGGUAGAUUACGUUUAUGCAGGGGCAAUAACGAUAUGUGAAGAGCUCGGAAUGAAAAUAGGUGAAUUCCCCAUGGCUGCAAAUCCGAUCGUUUCUACGCCACCGUGGAAAACCAGACUGGAAAGAAAAAUAAAGGUUAUGCGAAAGAAAAUUGGGACACUACAUACUUACCUCAAUAACGGAGUACGAACUAAAAGGGUUAUAAAAGGCAUCAACCAGAUCAUCAAGGAUUUUAAGAUAAACCCAAAAUCUUCAACUGAGUCCCUCCAAUUAUCACUUUUGGCUGUAGAUGACAGGCUGAAACAAAAAGUUAAAUCACUUGGCAAUCGUAUCAAACGAUAUAAUGAUAGAGUGAAAAGAUUUAAGAACAAUCAGCUAUACUACAAAAACCAAAAGGAAUUCUUUCGAUCUCUUGAGCCAGUUGAAAAUUUAGAGGGAGAAUAUCCAACCGAAAAAAACAUGUAUGAUACAUGGAAGAGAAUAUGGGAGCAGGAAGAACAGCACGAUGAUGAUGCGUACUGGAUAAAGAACGCUGAGAAUGAAAUACACCGAUAUACAAUGGAUGAGGUAGCAAUAACUGUUGAGGAUGUCUGGGAAGUUAUGAAGAAGUCAAACAACUGGUCAGCACCGGGAUCAGACAAAAUACAUAACUAUUGGUGGAAAAACUUCAAAUCGACGCAUCAACAGCUGGCAGUGUUGUUUCACAAGGCGCUUGAUGACCCAACAACCGUACCGAACGCCUUUACCGCGGGAGUGACUCACAUGAUACCCAAAGGUAACAACAUAAAUGACCCAAAGAAAUACCGCCCGAUCACAUGCUUACCAACAGUUUACAAAUUUCUAACUGGAGUACUAACUAAACAUAUAUGGAGACAUGUGAAUAAACAUCAAAUAUUGUCGCGUGAACAAAACGGAUGCAGAAAAAACGCCCAAGGAUGCAAAGAACUCCUCACCAUCGACUGCCUAAUAACGAAACAAGCGAAGAAGAAAAUGAGAAAUAUAUCAAUUGCUUGGAUAGACUAUAAGAAAGCAUUUGACUCGGUACCGCACUCUUGGCUGCUAAAAAUCCUUAAACUCUAUGGCGUAUCACAAAAUAUUAUAAACCUUCUGGAAUAUCUAAUGAAAACAUGGAGGACACAUCUGAGUUUUGGCAAUAAACAGGAAAAUAUUAAAACAGCUGAGAUAAAAAUCAAGCGUGGCAUUUUUCAGGGCGAUAAACUCAGUGCACUCUGGUUCUGCCUGGCACUCAACUUCCUGAGCAAACUACUUAAUGAAGGCAAUUAUGGAUAUGCCAUAGAUAAAAUAAAAAACAUCCGAAUUACCCAUCAAUUAUAUGUGGAUGAUUUAAAACUGUAUGCCACAAAUGAAGAACAGCUAAUGAGAUUACUGAGAAUAGUAGCUUCAUUCUCGCAGACAAUAAGAAUGGAAAUGGGCUUGGACAAAUGUGCCGUAAUACACGUAAAGAGGGGAAGACUAGUGGAUGGGGAAGAAAUGCUCGUACAGGAUGGAAUAGCGAUCCAGAGACUCGCACCAGAAGAAACCUACAAAUACCUUGGAGUUCAGCAAGCUCUAGAAAUAAGAACAUCAGAUGCGAAAGCUUCAUUUCAACAAAAAUUCUUCGAUAGAGUUAAAAAAAUUCUUAAAAGCAAGCUGAACUCUAAAGCUAUGUUCACGGCAAUAAAUAUAUGGGCGGUACCUAGUCUAACCUACUCCUUCGGAGUUAUAAAAUGGUCUAAUACAGAACUAAAAGCGAUCGAUACUAAAGUAAGAGUGCUCAUGAGCAAGUAUGGUAUCCACCAUCCCCACGCAUCUGUCAAUAGACUGUACAUGCCUAGACACUCUGGUGGCAGAGGCCUACAGAAUAUCGAAAUCACUCAUCAAAAGGCGGUGAACGAACUCAGAAAAUACUUUCAUUCAAGAAACUCACCGUUCUUCAAGACGAUAUGCAGAGAAGACCAUAACAUCACGGCCCUGAAUCUAAGAAGUACGACGGACCCACCUCGGAUGUUGACGCUUGAAACAAUGUCUGAAGAAUGGCAUAGCAAACCUCUACAUGGAAGAUACCCAGCAGCGCUGAAAGAGAAAAGAGUCAACCAACAACAUUCACUUACUUACCUCACUUCGGGCUACCUGUUUCCAGAAACAGAAGGACGCAUUACUGCAAUACAAGAUCAAGUCAUACCAACAAGAGCAUAUUUAAAACACAUAACUGGAAAAAAUAUACUUACCGAUAGAUGCCGUAAAUGCUGUCAAGCUCUUGAAACAAUCCAGCAUAUCACGUCGUCUUGCUCCAUUCUAGCACCAAAAGAAUAUACGAACCGCCAUAACGCAAUGGCGAAGGUGUAUCAUCAAGCCAUUGCUAUCAAAACAGGUCUCAUAAACUCCACAAAGAAAAUACACGAGUACGUACCUGCAACUGUACUGGACAACCAAGGCUUCAAACUUUACUGGGACAACUCAGUUGAAACGGAUAGAAUGAUAACACAUAACAGACCUGACAUCAUACUGUUUGACAAAGAAAAACGAAAAGUUACAAUAAUAGAUGUAACAGUACCAGCUGACGACAACAUUAGUAGAGCGUAUUCCGAAAAACUGAACAAAUAUCACGAUCUUGCAUUUGAAAUGAAAGAAAUGUAUCAGUUGAAGACGAUCUCAAUUCUCCCCUUGAUAAUUACUACCAACGGACUUGUUGAAAGCCACUUAGUCGAUAAUACCCAAUCUUUAGAACUUGAUUUGAACCUCAUUAGCAUAGCACAGAAGGAAGUGAUCCUGUGGACAGCUAGGAUUGUGAGAAUGUUCCUGACAACGACCUAA
Molecule: messenger RNA, 3354 nt
Organism: Coccinella septempunctata (seven-spotted ladybird)
Lineage: Eukaryota; Metazoa; Arthropoda; Insecta; Coleoptera; Coccinellidae
Exons: 1
Coding region: 1-3354 (1117 amino acids)
Source: RefSeq, a predicted model, not a curated record